Oryctolagus cuniculus (rabbit) is the source of this 1037-nucleotide messenger RNA. Lineage: Eukaryota; Metazoa; Chordata; Mammalia; Lagomorpha; Leporidae. The record is from RefSeq and is a predicted model, not a curated record.
GCCCUGGUUCCCAGGGGGCUUGGCACUCAGGAAGCCCAGGCCUGCACCCAUGCCAGAGGCACUCCUCCUGUUCCGGUCCUGGUAGCACUUCCUGGCUUACUUCUUCCUCGUGUGAGAAAGGGCCACCGGCUCACCUGCAGCGCUCAGGGGUCCAGAAGCUUCCAUGGGCAUGGAUCUGGAUUCCCACAGCAACCUGGCCCAUGCUGACAUCUUGGGGGUAACAGGUGUCCAUACUUGAGCUCUCCCCCUGUGCUGCCUAAGCUCAGGCCCUGCAGGAUUCCCUCCAGGAACUUGGAGAACUUCUCUGGGCUCCCAUUCUUGGGCAGCUGACACCAAGUGGCAGGAUUCAGGCACAGGGGCUCCCUGUGCCUAAAUCUUCCUGGACCCUUCAGUGGGUGACCCUGAUCUGCCUGAGAGGUGGGCCAUCCUAGGAUAUCAUUCUUGCCAGGGGAGGUCUCCUAAAGGUAUUCUGGGAUCUUGCAGGAGGUGGGCUACAGCCAGGGUCUGAGCCAUGUGGUGGCGCUGUUGCUCAUGUAUAUGCCCGAGGAGGACUCUUUCUGGGCCCUGGUGCAGCUCAUGGAAAGCAGGAAGCACGCGAUGCACGGUUUCUACAAACUGAACACCCCCAAACUGGAGCGAUUCCAGCAACAUCUGGGAGAGAUCCUGCAUGGCGUGCUCCCCUCCCUGGAGAAACACCUGGAGAAGGAGGGUGUGUGCCUGGAGGACUCCACCACCCACUGGUACAUCCAGUGCUUCCUGGAUGGGGUGCCGUUCCCCCUGGCUCUGAGGAUGCGGGACAUCUAUAUCCUUGAGGGUGAGCACGUGGUCACCACCAUGGCAUACACGGCCCUCAAGAUCCAUCACAGUGAGUCCUCAGGGCCCACAGAGGCCCGGGUGCUGGGGACGGAGGAGCUGGGGGUCCCCCUGCCUGUCCCUCAUGAGCAGGGCUUGAGGGAGGGAUGAGGGGGUUUGGGAGUCCUGGGUUCCCUUCAGGAAGGCACUGAGAAUCCCCUGUUGCACCCCCAAUCCCAGGCCCC